This is a messenger RNA of Coccomyxa subellipsoidea C-169, 1245 nucleotides long. RefSeq lists its product as hypothetical. Gene Ontology annotation, cellular component: plasma membrane. The annotation marks the transcript as partial. NCBI's taxonomy places the organism in Eukaryota, Viridiplantae, Chlorophyta, Trebouxiophyceae, Coccomyxaceae. The transcript has 9 exons. The record is from RefSeq and is a predicted model, not a curated record.
CAGAUUGGGCAAGUAAUGCUGGCCAUGCCUCACGCAGUUUCACUGUGCGGCAUGAGAGUGGCCAUCCCCAUGAUGGUCCUCUACUCACUGGGCUCCAUCUGGACCAUCCACUUGCUAACCACCCUCUACCUGGAGCUCAAACAAAGAAAGAAAAGGGCGACACAGUACUUCAAUGUGGUGGGGGAGCUAACAGGGAGCAGUAUCGUGAAGGUUUUUGUCACGGUUAUCACCAUUAUUUCCCUGCUGUGCACGGGGAUUGCCCAGAUCGUGGCCAUUGCCACGGGGUCCUACUACCUCAACACAUCCAUCGACAAACGGACUUGGACGCUGAUAUGGGGAGGGAUACUUUCGGUCACAAUGUCCCUGGUUCCAAACUUCCGCCACUUUAGGCUGCUGAACAUUAUAUCCCUUGUGGGCACUGCAUACACAGCAGUAUACCUUAUUGCAACAGCAGCGUCCACUGGGCUGCCUCAGGCGAGCUAUGCUCUGACGGCUGGCCCACUCAAAGCGCAGAAUGUGUUUCUGGGCGCCAAUGUGUUCAUGAGCGGCUUUGGGGGCCACAGCAUGUCUUUUGAGGUGAUUGAUGCACUGUUCAACCCCGGGUGCUAUGACACCGUCUACCCUUACAGCUACCUCUUCACGUGGUUUGUCACCAUUCCCCACUCGCUGCUCGCGCAGCUGGCCUUCCCUGCCGACAAUGCCAAGUACAGUAACAUCUAUGGAGCAGUGCCAAAUAACGCUGCCAGAAAUGCAUCCAUUGUGCUGAUGAUCAUUCACCAAGCCGUGGCCUACGCCCUUUACGUGACCCCUGUGUUCUUCAUGUGGGAGAAGCUGGUGGGAACACAUGACAAACCGCUGUGGAUCCGGCUGCCCUCAAGACUGCCUGUAGCGCUGCUCGUCUGGUUUUUUGCGCUGAUCUUCCCAUUCUUCGACACCAUCAACGCCGUACAAGGCGCCGUCGGCUACUCCUUCACAGCGUUUGUUUUCCCGACAGCCGCCUACCUCUGGGUCUACAAAAGCGCCAAAGCCCGGAACAACGCACCCAAAGUGCCCAGGUUCAUUGGGGGCUGGACGGCGGCAAUGCUGCUCAACACAGUCAUGUUGCUGUGGUUCACUAUCUUUGGGGUGGGCUUUGGCACAUGGGCGGCCAUCAAAAACCUCGUUGACCAAGUGAACAACCUGGGCGUGUUUGCCAGCUGCUACCAGUGCUCCAGCAUUUUGGCCACCAACGUCAUCAAGGGCUAG